Molecule: messenger RNA, 2034 nt
Organism: Cyprinus carpio (common carp)
Lineage: Eukaryota; Metazoa; Chordata; Actinopteri; Cypriniformes; Cyprinidae
Gene: nap1l4b
Product: nucleosome assembly protein 1-like 4b
Biological process (GO): nucleosome assembly
Cellular component (GO): chromatin; nucleus
Molecular function (GO): histone binding; chromatin binding
Source: RefSeq, a predicted model, not a curated record
AAAGAACCGAUUCAACCCGGCGGAGUAUUUGACUGAGGCGGAGUAUUGUUGGACUUGGACCAAUGCGCUUCAGCUUUACUGCCGAGUCCAUCAGCUGAACAACACCCGCUGAUUCAGAAUAUUUGAGCUGUGGUAUCAAAAAUGGAUGCUGACAAUGAAGCCAAAGGUAAGGUGAGCGACCAGGCGAUGCAGAACCCACAAGCGUUGGCAGCUCUUCAGGACAAAAUAGACAAUGUCUCACAUAGUGCUUCCAUCAUGGACAGUUUACCAAAGUCUGUGAAAAGAAGAGUCAAUGCCUUAAAGAAUCUUCAGGUUAACAGCACGCACAUCGAAGCCAAGUUUUACAAGGAGGUGCAUGAGCUGGAGAGAAAGUAUAGCGCUCUUUAUCAGCCAUUAUUUGACAAAAGAAGAAACAUAGUCUCUGGAGAAGUGGAACCCACUGAUGAGGAGUGUGAAUGGCAGAGUGACCAUGAGGAUGAAGCAGCAUUAGCAGAAGACCUGAAGAAGAAAGCUGCAAUAGAGGAAAAGACAGAAGAUGCUAAUGAGGAGAAACCCAAAGGAAUUCCAGAGUUUUGGCUCACCAUAUUCCGGAGUGUGGACAUGCUGAGCGAUAUGCUGCAGGAGCAUGAUGAACCAAUACUUAAACAUCUUCAAGAUAUUAAAGUGAUAUUUUCUGGUCCUGAUCAGCCCAUGAGCUUCACAUUAGAGUUCCAUUUUGAACCCAAUGAAUACUUUACCAACACAGUUCUCACAAAAGUAUACAAGAUGAAGUCGGAGCCAGAUGCAGAGGAUCCGUUUUCAUUUGAGGGGCCAGAAAUCAUCGACUGUGAGGGGUGUGAAAUUGAUUGGCACAAAGGCAAAGAUGUGACAGUAAAAACGAUCAAGAAAAAACAGAAGCACAAAGGCAGAGGGACAGCGAGGGUCAUCACCAAACAAGUGCCCAACGACUCCUUUUUUAACUUUUUCAACCCUAUUAAAGUUUCCCCAGAUAAAGAGUUGGAUGAGGAUUCGGAGUACACUUUAGCCACAGACUUUGAAAUCGGUCAUUUCUUCAGGGAAAGAAUCAUUCCGAGAGCAGUUUUGUAUUUCACCGGAGAAGCCCUGGAGGAUGAUGAAAGUUUUGAAGAGGAGGAACUGGAUGAGGGUGAAGAGGAGGACCAAGAUGAGGAGGACGAAGAUGACGAAGAGGAGGGAGAUUCCAAGUGACAGGCAUAAGUCAUUCUCACCUCAUACAUUUCUAGACCGGGGAUCCUCAGCCUGCAGAGUGCAAACAACAGUAGUUUGGAUCACUCACUCCUGCCACUGUCAUACCGCAUCAGCUCACCUAGAAUCAGCCCUGUAGAGCGGCGUACAUUCUCUGAUGAGCACACCAUCCAACAAAACAAAACAUGAUGAUGCAGUACAUUGGUAAACUAGUUUUUUAUCCUACAAAAUUAGCUUACUAGAAAUAUUCAGUUGCUAUACUACAACACUAUAGAUAAAUUGGGCGAUUCCAGAUUACGAAUGUAGAUCUAUACAUAAAUAAAUGUAAAGCUAUUUUUUAAUUCAUUAUUUAGACAUGUACAGACAUAAUGACUUCAGAUAUGUCAAAAGAAAAAAAAAAAAAAAAAAAAAACUUGCAGGUUUGAGACGAUUUUGCAAGCAUUGUCUUCACAUUCAAACAGGUUAAAUUUUAAGCCUGAAUAAAAUAAAUGCGAUUGUAUUCUGACUUCCUGAGCACAUCUAACCUUUGUCAAGGUUGUUUGUAUUUAACAUAUAGUUUCUCUUCUCAUUUUUGACUUGUUCUGUGUCAUGGGCAUAACCAUUUUUUUAUGCAGUAUAUCUAUUUAUCUACUUUUUGAACAAAACUGCAUGUUUAUACAUUUAUUUAUUUAUAGAAUGUGCUAGCUAGCUAGCCAGUCAGUCCAACUAAUGUAUCAGCGAUGUCUUGCAGGCAUCAAAUAAUUGUGUUUAAUCAUAUCUGGCCUCUUUGCAAUAUAAAUAUCUAACAUUUCCAUCUUCACUUGACUUUCUCUUGAAGGUCGUAGUUAAAAA